ACCUCUUUGAAAUAAUUCGAAUAGACGCCAAUGUUACAGGUGCCGGUUGGGCAACGUUCGUCUCAUCAGUAGGCUUGUGCGUUAGUACAACGCUAUUGUUUUUAUACGUGUUCCGAGUAGUAGAUUCUCUUCCGCAAGUACCAUGGAUUGUGGGAGAAAUGUGUUUUUACUUCGCCUGGACGAUCUUCUUCUUCAUCGCGGCUUCCGUACUGGCGGUUGCGGCGGCGCGUUUCACCGCCACUGGAGGCUGGGCUGUUGCAGCGGUCUGUACCUGA
Strongylus vulgaris is the source of this 275-nucleotide messenger RNA. Lineage: Eukaryota; Metazoa; Nematoda; Chromadorea; Rhabditida; Strongylidae. The record is from the annotation of a GenBank genome assembly.